This is a messenger RNA of Otolemur garnettii (small-eared galago), 3446 nucleotides long. RefSeq names its product OFD1, centriole and centriolar satellite protein (gene OFD1). Bases 332 to 3343 code for a protein of 1003 amino acids. Gene Ontology annotation, biological process: epithelial cilium movement involved in determination of left/right asymmetry. The transcript is spliced from 23 exons. Gene Ontology annotation, molecular function: protein binding. Lineage: Eukaryota; Metazoa; Chordata; Mammalia; Primates; Galagidae. Gene Ontology annotation, cellular component: centrosome; ciliary basal body. The record is from RefSeq and is a predicted model, not a curated record.
GGAGAAUUCCGAGCGGUGAAAACACCGUCUGGCGCUCGGUGUCUCCCGGUCUCUGCCCUCUAGCCGACUUUGAGGGUAGCGCCUCGGUCACGGCACCGCCCACCCCUCUGAACUGGGGAGAAAGAAACUGGGCGGCAUUACCAGAGUUUCUAGUUCGGAGUGGGAGGCAAGGGGUUCAGCACCUUUGUUCCUCCCGACCCCCCGGGACAGUGGCAGGGCUCUGAGGACAAUGUUUCCCCCUUUGUCUUAGGCCUCCAGCGUGAGCUGGGCCUCGAAUUUGAGUCACAGUAGGGCCGUCCGGGCGGGCUCGGAAGGAAACUGAUACCUGACAAUGGCUCAGUCCACCCUGGACUUGAAUUGUGAGGUGUUGAGUCAAGAUGACCUUCGCAAAAAGCUGUACCAGACGUUUAAGGAUCGGGGUAUACUGGACACCCUCAAGACACAACUCAGAAACCACCUAAUUCAUGAGCUGAUUCACCCUGCAUUGGGGGGAGAACUGCAACCUCGGUCCAAUUCAGUAGAAGAGUGCUCUCUCUUAGCAGGCGCCUCUAACUCUCUAGUGGCAAAUCACCUACAAAGAUGUGGCUAUGAAUAUUCCCUUUCUGUUUUUGUUCCAGAAAGUGGUUUGGAAAAAGAAAAGGUAUUUACUAUGCAGGAUCUACUACAACUCAUUAACAUCAACCCUGCCUCCAGUCUCUACAGAUCACUGAUUUCUGGAUUUGAAGAAAACCAAAAAGGUUUUCUUAUGCAGUUUUUAAAAGAGUUGGCAGAAUAUCAUGAGGCAAAGGAGAGUUGUGAUACAGAAACUCAGACAAGUACAUUUCUUGGCAUAGAUUCUCUUGCUGAGAAGCUUCAGCUUAUUGAUGAACAGUUUGCAGGUGUUUACCCUCAGCGUGCCAAGUUAGAGUGUCUAGAAAUAAAGUUAAAUGAUUAUAAGAGAGAAAUAGAAGAGCAACUUCAGGAAGAAAUGUGUCAAAAGUUGAAGUAUUUUAAAGACACCGAAAUAGCAAGAAUUAAAAUGGAAGAGAAAAGAAAGUAUGACAAGGAAUUAGCUGAGUUCCAGAAUGAAUGUGAGAAAGCUUAUCAGGAAAAAUCUGAAGCCCUCAUUUCUCGGGAAAAGAAUACCUUUGAGAGAAUUCAAAAGCACCAGGAGAUGGAAACAAAAGAAAUUUAUGCUCAAAGGCAGCUUCUAUUGAAAGAUAUGGAUUUACUAAGAGGCAGAGAAGCAGAACUGAAGCAAAGAGUUGAAGCUUUUGAAUUGACCCAGAAGCUCCAAGAAGAGAAAAAUAAAAGCAUAACUGAAGCACUUAAGAAACGGGAACAGGAUUUAAAGAAUAUUGAGGAGACCUAUGACCAAAAGCUCAAGAAUGAAAUUCUAAAGUAUCAACUAGAACUAAAAGAUGACUAUAUCACCAGAACUAAUAAACUGAUGGAAGAUGAAAGGAAGAAUAAAGAAAGAGCUGUUCAUUUGCAAGAGGAGCUUAUAGCUGUUAAUUCAAAAAAGGAAGAACUUAAUCAAUCAAUAAAUCACAUGAAAGAACUUGAGCUUGAGUUAGAGUCUGUUAAAGCCCAGUCUUUGGCAAUGACAAAACAAAACCACAGGCUGAAUGAAAAACUUAAAGAGAUGAGUGAUUAUUCACUGCUAAAAGAAGAGAAACUGGAGCUUCAGGCACAAAAUAAGCUACUUAAACAACAAUUGGAAGAGAGUAGAAAUGAAAACUUGUGUCUCCGAAACUGUAUAGCUCAGCCAGCUCCUGAGCUUAUGGCUUUUCAGAAAGAAUUAAAGAAGCCAGAAAAUGCUACAGCAUCUGAGCACAAGGAGUUUGAAAACCGCAGGGAAGCUCUAGAAAAACAGCUGCAGAAUGAAGUUGAACAUUCUGCGCAGCUAAAGGCUCAACUGUUAGAUUAUGAUACUUGUAUGAAGAGGUUAACUACUCAGGUUGCUGAUUUAAAAUUGCAAUUGAAGCAAACUCAAACAGCCCUAGAGCAUGAAGUAUACCGCAAUCCAAAGCAGUCUCUGAUUGAUCGUUCCAUCAGUGGGUUUGUAAGUGGCAAGAUGGUGCCUCAUGAUGGUGAUAUAAGUGGCGAUUUCGUGAAUAAUCCUCUUGAUCAGGAAAAAGUUAUAUCAGAUAUAGUUGUACCAAAGAUCACAAAGUAUCUAAAUGCAGGGGCGGAGGGUAAUUCUCCUGAUUCUGACCUUGAGUUUGUAGCCAACACUAAGGCAAGAGUCAAAGAGCUGGAGCAAGAGGCCGAACGCUUGGAAAAGGCAUUCAGAAAUUACCAUCAGAGAGUCAUUCAGACCCCUUCCAAAAGCCCACUCCCACCAAAGAGCCCACCAUCUCCACACUUGCUGGAAGCUCUCAAAAACGUUACUUCCAGUUCUCCAGAAAGAGAUAUUUUUGCAGAGGACAGAAUUAUCUCUGAUCAGCCUCAGGUGGGCAUGUUUAAAGAGGAAAAGAGGGAUACCUCAGGAGUGAUGACUAGCAGCUCAGUCUCCCGGCUACGCAGGGGCACUCCCUCCAGACGCCUCUCUUCCACGCCUCUUCCAAAAGCAAAAAGAAGCCUUGAAAGUGAAAUGCAUCUGGAAGGUUUGGACAGAUCACAGGUUGUUUCCCCCAGGCCUUGUCCUGACAGAAUAUCCCUAAUGUCACCUGCCCAGUCAAAGAACAGCCUCUCUAACCUUCCCUUCCACACCCCUCCUGAGCAGAAGGCAGGUCUUUAUCACAGAGAAGCUGAACUUCAAGGCAAAAACGUAUCUUCAAAUAUGGACAAACUAGCUUUUAAUGAGCAUGAGGAAUUUGGAUCAUCUUUUGAAUAUGCAGGAAAUGUGCCAAGACAAUUUGAAGUGGAUGGGUUCCACCCUGCUGGUGAUAUGCUUCAUGUGGAUGCUGUGGCAGCUGCUAGGCCCACUGGACCCACCUCGUAUCAUUGCCCAAAUCCACAACAAAUGGAUGAAAAUGAAAAAGACAAAAUAUGGGAACAGCAAAUGAAAGAACGAAGGCAGAGAGAAGAAAGAAGGCACAGUGACCGACAUGAAGUUUUAGAAAGGGAACGAAGAGAACUGGAAAAACUGGAUCAAGAAAGGAGGAUGAUUGAAGAAUCAUUGAAGAUUGAAAUGGGAAGAGAAAUGAGUGAUCAAGAAACAAAGGACAAAUCUCCCCAGAAGGAAAACCCCUUAGAAAAAUACAUGAAAGUCAUCCAGCACGGGCAAGACCAGGCGGUGGCAGAUGAGGGCUCAAAACAUAAGGUCAGAGAAGUUUCUCUAGUGGACACGCUGCCACCUAGUGACAAAGAUGAAAGUUUCACAGGCUUUUCUCCUGAAGACCUAGAGGACUCUUGGUAAUCACGUUUGCUCCCCAGAUUCUUGCAUACAACCGGGAAUAAUAUAACAUUGAGCUAAGUGUUUCUCUGUAAUCGAACAAAAUCCUCAAUAAAAAUUUUGUGAA